AUGACAUCUAUGAAACCUAUCCUUUCUUCUGCCGGCGGUGUCAAGCCCUGGAUACAAAAGUUCACCAACAAUCCGCGCGACUCAUUUUUCGACCAGUUCGUCGAUUCGAACGAUGCAAGAUUUGUCGAAAUAACUGAAGGCCCUCAUGAGAGUGAGAUCAAAUACAGCGAGGUUCCCCUCGACUCGAACAACCCCAAAUCUGCGCCAUAUGUCUCCAAAGUAUUCGAGCUCCCACAACAAGAUGGCUCAAAGGGCGUUCUUAGAUUAAUAAUCUUACCUUUCAACACUGAAAACGACAAUGCACCGCCUCUGUCGUGGAAAGGAUUCAGGGAGCACCUAGACCUACUGCACCUAGAAAACACUUUUGUCAGCACUGAACAGAUGCAAACGCCCCCCACCUGGUUUGAAGUUCCGUUGCAGGCAGGCCUAAAAGGCUUUGUUGUCAAACCUGAAAGAUGGGACUCCAACCUCGCCAACUUCAGUAUAUCUGUUGUCCACUCCCCAGCCUCAAGAGUUACGCACGUCGUAGCUCACAUGUUGCACAAGACUGACAUCAAACACCUUCUGCUUCGACUACAGACUCUGAAGGCCCUUGCAUGGCACCCACUUCUUGUUCCACUCAUCCUGAUGGAGCAGAGGAUAGCAGGCACUGCAGAGAAACUCACCCUCAUGAGGGAUUCUAUUUACUCAGUAGAGAAGCGAACUGGAACUCACAAGAACUACCGUAAUGAUAAAUACCACGAGGAACUCAACCACUAUGCUUAUGGCGACAGGGUUUGGGAGCGGCGCCAUGAGCAGGACGUUGACUUUGAUGCUGCUCCGGGAAAGAUAACUUCUAUUACUUCAGAGUGCGCCAUGACUGAGGCCAAAUGCGAGGUCAACGAGAGCUUACUCGAUUGGCUACAGGGGCUGAAUGACAGUCUUGGCGAACUCAACACUGAUGGUGGUUCUUGGGAAAGAGCAACGUCCUCGAUCAGCAUGAAGAUAUCAGCCUUCAAAACAUGGUCUGGUAAUAAUCGAGCCCGAAGUAUCUAUCUCGCCAAGCGAGCAGAGGCGCAAAUGCAAGCGUGUCUCAAUCUCAUGGCACAGCGCGAUAGUGCUUUAAACCUGAAAAAGACCGAAGCAGCACUGCGAGAUAGCUCCGACAUGAGAGCGAUAGCAUGGGUCACCCUCGCAUUUCUGCCAGCGACGUUUGUGGCGAUUCCCUACGUGAAAGGCCUUCCGGUCCGUAAAGAGAUAUCGUCUCUUGCCAAUUCAGACGACCCAAAGGAUAGGAGACAGUGGACGCUAUUUGUGCUAGCCUUGGAACGCUUCAAGUCGAUGCCUGUCGAUGACAGGCUCUCCUACUUCCAGAUUGCCGGAAUCCACGGAUAUCCAGAGGUUGCUUGGGAUGGAGCGCCGGAACCAAAACAUGCCCCAGAUAAGAAGACUAAACAGGCUGGUGAUCAGCCAUUCGGUGGAUACUGUAACCACAACAGCCUGAACUUCCCUACAUGGCAUCGACCUUAUAUGCUUCUCUUCGAGCAACGGAUAUGGGAGAAUAUGAAGUUAAUAGUCAGCCACUGGGUGGAUAAUUGCGGAUUACCGGCCUCAGAAGCAGACAAGUGGUACAAAGCAGCAAGGCAUUGGCGAAUGCCAUACUGGGACUGGGCUAGGCGACAAAGGUACCAUGAAGACUUGGUUUGCCCACCAGUACUUACCCAAGGAGCCGUCCGGAUCUUUCCACCUACCACGAUAAAGACCCGAUUUCCGCCAAGCGGUCUCUAUCCCAACCCGUUGUUAGGUUUCGAGAAUCCAGAAAAGGACCCAGAGACUGGAAGUGCGUUACCAUUCGGCAGCAUGCCCGGGGGAAAGUCGAAAUGGAAUAUCAAGGACAAUCCAAUAGUGCAUGACGAACUCCCGCUCAACAAGGAUUGCGAUUGGGCUCCAUGGAGCAAAACGUCUAGUACCAGCCGAUAUGGGAUAUUCAGAUCGAAAGAUAUCUCUGAGGAAGAGACGGAUCCCGCCAAUUAUUUUACCGGCUUACAUGGAGUAAGGAACUGUUGGCAAGCAAACGUGAACCUCGCGACGGCUCAUGAAAAUGGUCCGGAUGGCAAGCCUAGGUGGAGUACAAUGGAGCAACACUCCAAGGACUAUACAUGGAACCCUGGGAGUCUUUCAGAUGCAGUCAAUCGGAUGUUCGCCAAGGGCUACAACUCGAACUGGGGACAGUUUGCUUCGACGAAGUGGAUUGCUGAAGACCAAGGAUGUCCAAAGACGGGAUAUAUAUCUCUGGAGUAUAUCCACAACAAUAUUCACAACUUGACAGGAGGAAGUGACUAUGCGACUGGCAUGGGACACAUGAGCGAUGUGCCAGUAGCAGCGUUUGAUCCCAUCUUCUGGCUUCAUCACGUGCAGAUAGAUCGCUUGCUAGCGAUAUGGCAAUGCCUCAACCCAAAGCUAUGGUUUGAUAACGAACAAAGCGCGGGCACGGCUGCUGCUUCAAGUGUCACUGACGAUAAAGAGACAGAUGCUCUUGAACCGUUUCACAGGAAGGACAACGACCCCGAAAAAGAAACCUGGACUGCGCGAGCGUGUCGAGAUUGGACAGAGUUGAACUACCAGUAUGAUGACCUUGCAGAGGUAGCUGAAAGAACGAUGCGAAAGCAUGGCCGAUUCAUACCGGAGGAGUUCCAAACAGAGCUUCGAUCACAUAUCAACACGAUCUAUCCAGGCACAGGACACGUUGUUGGAUCGAUGAAAAAUUCUCACGCCAUUCCUUACGAUCUUCGAACAUGUCAGGGCCAGACGGGAUGUUGGAAGGACCACAUCAUCAACGUGGUAUACGACAGAUACGCCCUAGGCGGUCUGUCCUACACAAUACAAUUCUUUAUAGGUGGACCACCGAGCGAAGGCACGACGAGUGUCAAAAAGGACAACUACGUCGGCCAUGUAUAUUCCUUCGGUGGUAGACAGAUCACAUCCGAAGGCUCUUGCGGGAACUGCAAGAUACAAGCCGAAGCACAGGUCCUCUCAUGCGCUCAGGUCCCGUUGACGAUCCAUCUUCUUCACCAUAACAUUUCCGGUCACUCCAUUAAGAGCUCUGAUGAGAUUGGAGAGUAUUUGAGACUCAAUCUUCGAUGGCGUAUCGUAAAAUAUGGCGGUGAAGUUAUCUCUGAAGAAGGAUUCAGGCAGAACUUCUCAAAGCUCCAAAUAUCUGUGUUGCGAGGUAUUGGUCGAAUCAAGCCGGAGAAUGCACAAAGUGCAGGUUCAGUCUGUUCUUUGUACAGCGACUAUGUGCCAUUGCCAGAGAUCACUGAUGGGAAACCCGGUGGCUUGCAGCGCGACAAAGCCCCCGAGAACGGCGAGCCAUUGAUUUCGCAGAACGAGAGCGCUGUGCAACCACUGCCUCUGAAGCUCACAAAGUCAACGUAA
Molecule: messenger RNA, 3414 nt
Organism: Fusarium subglutinans
Lineage: Eukaryota; Fungi; Ascomycota; Sordariomycetes; Hypocreales; Nectriaceae
Product: tyrosinase precursor
Exons: 12
Coding region: 1-3414 (1137 amino acids)
Molecular function (GO): oxidoreductase activity
Source: RefSeq, a predicted model, not a curated record